This is a messenger RNA of Cheilinus undulatus (humphead wrasse), 1425 nucleotides long. Its product is annotated as unconventional myosin-XVIIIa-like. Gene Ontology annotation, cellular component: apical plasma membrane. Gene Ontology annotation, molecular function: protein-membrane adaptor activity; signaling receptor binding. The transcript has 3 exons. Gene Ontology annotation, biological process: protein localization to plasma membrane. The record is from RefSeq and is a predicted model, not a curated record. Bases 178 to 1425 code for a protein of 415 amino acids. Lineage: Eukaryota; Metazoa; Chordata; Actinopteri; Labriformes; Labridae.
AAAACUUCAAGCAACUCAAAAACGCGGUUUUCUGCGUACAGUAACAGAUGACAUUACAGACCUGCCUGACUGUGGAUCUUCUACAUGCUGCAACUGUUCCCAUACUCAGUUUUCUGACACCUAACUUUCCUUGAUGUAAAAACUCAAACUGGUAAAAAUCUGCAGAAAAGUUUAAGCAUGUUUCACCUCAUGAAGAAAGACAAAGAGAAGGAGAAGGAGAAGGACUAUGGUAAGAAUAAGGAGAAAAAAGACAAGAAGGAGAAGAAGGAGCGUAUGUCGCAAGCAGAGUUAAAGAGUCUGGAGGAGAUGAGCAUACGUAGAGGCUUUUUCAAUAUAAACCGCGGGAGCUCCAAGAGGGAAUCUAGGAGCAAGUUGGAGAUAUCUGGUCCUAUACCUAUAAAAGUGGCCAGCAAUAUGGAGCUCAAUCUGACAGACCUGGAGGCUGAACGUCUUCACAGCAGCCUGGAACAGGAUGCUGGGAAUGUGAGUGCUAGUGUCUCCCGAGAACAUGUAAAGGGGAGCGAAGAGGAACAUCAGCGCAGCUCUGUGAAGGAAAGAGCUGCUAAGUUUGGGGAAUUGGCCAAGUUGAAUUCUGCUGUAGGUCAGAGGCACGUGUCUUUUCCUCAGAAGACCAGAGAGCACAAUACUUCACAGAACUGGACUGCAUCCUGGAGGUCAAAAUUUAAUCAGAAGGGCACCUAUGUGGUUCACAUCCCUGAGUUGGUGGAGAAGACCUUCCCUGGUACGGACCUACAGUUGCCUGUUCUUGUUGCUCCACCAAUGCCGGAUCCAAGAGAGCUAGAGCUUCAGCGGCGAAACACUGGGGAUUUUGGCUUCUCAUUGCGGAGGACCACCAUGCUAGACAGGAGGCCAGAUGGAGAAGUGUGCCGUCGCGUCGUGCACUUUGCUGAACCUGGUGCUGGCACCAAGGACAGGGUCCUGGGCCUUGCUCCUGGAGACAGGCUGGUAGAGAUCAAUGGGGUCAAUGUGGAGUGCAAGAGCCGGGAUGAGAUCGUGGAGAUGAUCCGUCAGUCCGGAGAGACGGUCCGACUAAAGGUGCAGACCAUCCUGGAGCUGAGUGAGCUGAACCGCAGUUGGUUGAGGACCGCCCAACGGCAGCACAGAGAAGUUUUUGAUCCCCUCUAUAUCUCAGCAGCUGUCCCUCGUCUAUCCCCUCUGCCCAACUCUUCUCACAUUACCCCCCAACCCAGCCACCACUCCUCAGACCAGUGUGACUGUGCUGUACUGGUGCUGACCCCGCCCCUGAAACUGCCCUCCCACUCACUCAGGACUAGUGAGCGCGUGCUCUGUGCAGACACAGGUUCUUUCCCUGCCUCGGCCCUGACGCCCCAGCUAGGAGAUUGGAAGGUUAACCAGGCCUGGAGAGGAGGUAAUGGGCUCGGGCCUCUGGUGGGCCGUGUAUGA